Molecule: messenger RNA, 1371 nt
Organism: Capsella rubella
Lineage: Eukaryota; Viridiplantae; Streptophyta; Magnoliopsida; Brassicales; Brassicaceae
Product: protein TIFY 4B
Exons: 9
Coding region: 144-1082 (312 amino acids)
Biological process (GO): response to wounding; regulation of jasmonic acid mediated signaling pathway; regulation of defense response
Cellular component (GO): nucleus
Source: RefSeq, a predicted model, not a curated record
CAUAGAAUACUAUUCGACCUUCACUCUCUCUCUCUUUUUCAUGUCUCUCUCUCUUUCUCAUUCUUCCUAAUUUUGCCCCCAAACCCUUCCAAUAAUUACUGAAACGCCACUGCUCACUCGUCGGAACUCCGGUGAAGGAGGAGAUGGAGGAUGUAGGAGUGUCAACGGCGAAGUCUAUACUUGCGAAGCCUCUUAAGCUACUCACUGAAGAUGACAUUUCUCAGCUCACUCGCGAAGACUGCCGCAAAUUCCUCAAAGAGAAAGGAAUGCGCAGGCCUUCGUGGAACAAAUCUCAGGCGAUCCAGCAAGUUUUAUCACUUAAAGCUCUCUUUGAGCCCGGCGACGAUUCCGGCGCCGGUAUCCUCCGCAAGAUCCUCGUUUCUCAGCCGCCAAUUCCGCCUCGUGUCACAACAACGUCGACUGAGCUAAGCAACGAGCUCGAAGCUUGUGGCCGGAUUCCUCCAUUUCAGGAAGAUGAUGGUCCCUGCCAUAGAAGGGAUUCUCCAAGAUCAGCUGAGUUUUCCGGUGGUUCUGCUCAUUAUCCAGCUGAGAAAGAUACCAACAAGACUGUCUCCCUCAGAAGCCCAGCUGAAACUAAUGCGCUGGUUGGGCAAAUGACGAUAUUCUAUAGUGGGAAAGUGAAUGUGUAUGAUGGAGUACCAUCUGAGAAGGCCCAGUCAAUCAUGCACUUUGCAGCAAAUCCAGUUGACUUGCCUGCAAAUGGUAUCUUUUCUUCUAGUUGUAUGCCCAUGAGUAAAGAGAAGAUGGUGGAACUUCCCCAAAUUGGCCUUGAGAGGGUGAAUUCUUCUCGUGAUUUUGAUAUGGAAGGUCAGGCAAACAGGAAGAUGUCGUUGCAAAGAUAUCGUGAAAAGCGGAAGGACAGAAGAUUCCUUAAAGCCAAAAAGUCUCCAGGAGUUGCGUCCUCGAGCUUGGAAAUGUUUCUAAAUCGUCAGCCACGAAUGAAUGCUGCAUACUCACAAAACCUUGGCCACACAAGAUCUUCACUGCAGAGCGAGUCACCUGAAAACCAAAGAAAAAGUCCCAAUCUAUCAGUUGAUCUAAACAGUGAAGCAGAUAUUUAACAAGUUGCCAACACGUGGAGAUGCUAUUACUAUUACCGGUGAAAAGGUGUUGGAAGCUCAAUAUAUGAAGAGACUUUAAUCUUCAGAUCGGCUUGUUUGGGUAUCCGGGUCGCACCCAUAAUUUUUUUGGUCUAUAGUUUUGUUGUGUAGCUAAGUAGGUUAGUGGUAAGUUCUUGUUUCUGAUUCUUUUUUGAGGAAGAUAUAGUCAGAGAGAUUUGGCAAGAGGCAAGAACUUGUUUGUAAUGUGUAAAUGCUGUCUUAAUAUGACACUUUUUAACGAGAGACACUU